GUAAAAAGAGGCGUGUUUUGUCUAGUGUUAUGCAAAGUUCAAGUAGCUAUAUAACUCCACUUAAAAAUAAUUAUCCUGCUAACUAGCUAGCUACCAAAAGAUGUCGUUUUACAGAAACGCCGUUUGGUUCGUUAAAGGGCUUCAAGAAUACACAAAAAGCGGAUAUGAAGCAGCAGCUAAGCAGUUUAAUACUGGGGACCUGGACGUAAACCUGAGUGGCAGGUCUUUUGUAAUUACUGGGGCCAACAGCGGCAUUGGAAAAGCUACUGCCCAUGAAAUAGCCAAAAGAGGAGGGAUUGUCCACCUGGUGUGUCGUAACAAGGAACGGGCACAGGAGGCGAAGGAGGAGCUGGUGGAACAAAGUAAAAACCAGAAUGUCCAUGUUCACAUCGUUGACAUGUCCAGUGCAAGACAAGUGUGGGAGUUUGCAGAGAGCUUCUCAAAAAGCAACAGCAUUCAUGUACUGAUCAACAAUGCAGGGUGUAUGGUAAACCAGAAAGAGCUGACAGAGGAAGGUGUAGAGAAGAACUUUGCUACGAACACUCUCGGUACCUUCAUCCUAACCACAGCGUUGAUACCAGCCCUGAAACAGGCACAGGACCCACGAGUGAUCACAGUGUCUUCAGGGGGCAUGCUGGUCCAGAAGAUGAAUGUAGACGACCUGCAGUCUGAGAAGGGGACGUUCGACGGCACUAUGGCCUACGCUCAGAAUAAAAGACAACAGGUGAUACUGACCGAGAGAUGGGCGUCCCAGCAUAAAGAGAUCCAUUUCUCAUCAAUGCACCCUGGCUGGGCUGAUACUCCAGCUGUCCAGUUGUCCAUGCCUGACUUCCAUGCUAAGAUGAAGAACAAGCUGCGUACGGAGUCCAUGGGGGCCGACACGGUGGUGUGGCUGGCUGUCUCAGCAGUGGCCUCCAACCAGCCCAGUGGACUCUUCUUCCAGGACCGAAUGGCGGUGCCCACACACCUUCCGCUGGCUUUAUCCAGGUCCUCUCCGGCCGAUGAGGAGAAGCUGCAGGCAAUAUUGGAGCAGCUCGCACACAAGUUCAAACCUUGACCUCUCCUACAGUGGUCAAAAGGUUAUGAACAGACACCCUCAAGCCCAUGUGUCCGUUGACAAACACUCCUCUUUAUAGAUAUGCACUGUAUAAAGCGGACAUAGCGGUAAUAUUUUUACAACAAUUUUCUAUUUAUGAUGAUGAUCUGUAAAUUGAUUGCUUGCUAUUGCUAAGAUCAAAGUGUAGCCACACAGAGCAUUUCAGUGGCUCAUAUUUGGGGUAGAGGCCUUCACUGGUCGUUCUGAAAUGGACCUGGGGUUUUCCCAUCCAGACCUGAAAUGCAUAAAUUUGUAAAAAAAGAAAUAUAGAAGCCCGUUCAGUACAACUAGACCCGGUCCGUUCCGAGUAAGACAAGCAGCAGAAAGGUCCAUUUAAAAAAAAAAAAAGCUACUUUAUUAACUGGAGCUGAUAAAAAGGGGAGGUAGAGAGAGUGACGCUCUAGCAGGGGCUGUGCUGUGUGUGUAGUAUGCUGUGAGAGGGAAACCGCAACCAACCAAGCCGACUUACGCUGUAGUAGAAUAAUAGCUGCCAUUGCUAGGUUAUCAUCCAAUAUGAUUACGUAGUACCUGUCUUGACUGCACCAAACUGGGAGAAGAUAGCUAGGCUAAUUGAGGCUGCAUGCACUUUCUCGUCCUACACAUUUACAAACAACAAUGACUCCAUUCCACAGGAGGUUGGUGGCACCUUAUUUGGGGAGAACAGGCUCGUGGUAUUGACUGGAGUGGAAUGGUAUCAAACACAUGCAUGGAACACCACAAAUAAAUAAUCCUAACGUUUAAAUCUAUAAAUAUACAAAAAUAAGACUCAUUAAUAUCAAAGACGAAUAGAAACCAAUUGUAGUAUAUAAAUACAAAUAGAAAAUAAAAUUGAAUUAUUACCCUAUUGCUAACAAAAAACACAAAUAAAACAAACUUGCACAAAUCCUAUUUUACACAAAUAGAAUAACACACAAGAGAACCUGAUUUAUUGCACUUCAAACAAUAAACACACAAACUAAAUUGCACAACUAGUUGUAUUAGUACUGUACAAAGUUAGAGGUGUGCUAUUUGAUUGCCCUGCUCCCCCUAUCUCGGGCUUCCAGUAGGGAGACCUGAAGUCAACCUACCUCCGCCGCCUCCCCAUCUUGUACUUCUGAGUGUGAAACCUUCCCAGGCAGUUGCCUGCCUAGCUCACAAACUAGAAUCAGGGCACCCACUCGGUGACAUGAUAUCAUUGAGGUGACGUGCAAAUGAGUGAUAGACUAUUUGCGCAAAUGUCACCAUUCGGAUUAUUAUUAUUAUUAAAAUAAAAUUGUACGGCCGCCCCCGGCAAGAUGCUGGCCAUAUCGCCUAUGCCGAAAUCUGCCACUGAACACAUGGUUUCUAGGUGUUUGAUGCCAUUCCAUGCUCUGUUCCCAUUGGCGGUUCUAGACCAUUUCAACUGGGGGGGCCAAGCUGGGGCCAUUUGUACUGUUCGAGGGGCCAGUUACAUUAGAUGUUAUUGUUAUCUUUUUCUUCACUGCAUUGCAGGCAUUAGCAGUCAAAAGACCAUGUUCAUAAUCAGCAUCGUUGCCACUUUCUAAUAACGAAUGUAAAAAAAGAACAAUAGCAAACAUUUUCAUACUGCACAUUUAGGGGGGCCACAAGGAGGUCCAAAAUUGUUGUCACGGGGACACUGCCUGUUCCGGCCAUCAUUAUGAGCCGUUCUCCCCUAAGCAGCCUCCACUGCUCCAUUCAGAAUAUAAAGUAGCAGCCUACCUGUGGGCUCUUCGUCGUUGUAGCCUAUCCUUCUCCUUUUAACUUAAUUCCAUUUUAAUUCAAUCUUCUAUUGAUUAGGUAUCUCCUAACUUUUGCCCCAUGUGGAGGCUCUAUGACUGUAGCCUAUUACCGCUUUGAUUACCUAUGAUUGGCCAACAACAAGCUACAUGCACCAGUCUCGUGAAUAAAUUAUACCAUUUCUCUCUUUACUGCAGCAGUCGAGUUCAGGUCUUUAUGGGUCAUUCUGGACAAGUCAGUUAACAUUACACAUAGCUGAGACCAGUGACAAUCAGAUCCAACCCAGACCCGUGACAUUAUUAUUUAGAAUUCUCGAUCGACCCGAUCGAGUAUCAGGAAUUUGGGUACAGGGGGAUCCGUGAAGACCUCUAGUUUGGUGUCAUUUGAUGCUUCAUAACGUUUUACACCGUACUACUUUCCUCAAAUUCUUCUACAAAGGCUUUUCCAUUAGCUUGAAGGUUGCAUACUACGUACAGUUCAGUACUAAUACAGUACAUAGUGAUUACGUCAGAACUUCUGGAAACUGGACCUUCUAUUUCAGAAUGUGCUCUAGCCAGGCAGCUGCUUUAGGUUGAUGGAUGAAUAAAUCAUGUUUUACUCAGAUUUAGCAGUUAUGUUUGGAGUAAAAGCAACACAGCACAUCACCCUGACCACACCAUCCCCACUAUCAAACAUGGUGGUGGCAGCAUCAUGGUUUGGGCCUGCUUGUCUUCAGCAGGGACAGGGAAGAUGGUUAAAAUUGAUGGGAAGAUGGAUGGAGCCAAAUACAGGACCAUUCUGGAAGAAGACCUGAUGGAGUCUGCAAAAGACUUGAGACUGGGACGGAGAUUUGUCUUCCAACAAGACAAUGAUCCAAAACAUAAAGCAAAAUCUACAAUGGAAUGGUUCAAAAAUAAACAUAUCCAGGUGUUAGAAUGGCCAAGUCAAAGUCCAGACCUGAAUCCAAUCGAGAAUCUGUGGAAAGAACUGAAAACUGCUGUUCGCAAAUGCUCUCCAUCCAACCUCACUGAGCUCGAGCUGUUUUGCAAGGAGGAAUGGGAAAAAAUUUGUCUCUCGAUGUGCAAAACUGAUAGAGACAUACCCCAAGCAACUUACAGCUGUAAUCGCAGCAAAAGGUGGCGCUACAAAGUAUUAACUUAAGGGGGCUGAAUAAUUUUGCACGCCCAAUUUUUCAGUUUUUGAUUUGUUAAAAAAGUUUGAAAUAUCCAAUAAAUGUCGUUCCACUUCA
Messenger RNA from Oncorhynchus masou masou (cherry salmon), 4040 nucleotides. RefSeq names its product dehydrogenase/reductase SDR family member 12-like. The coding region runs from base 101 to 1057 and encodes 318 amino acids. The transcript is spliced from 10 exons. NCBI's taxonomy places the organism in Eukaryota, Metazoa, Chordata, Actinopteri, Salmoniformes, Salmonidae. The record is from RefSeq and is a predicted model, not a curated record.